This is a messenger RNA of Orycteropus afer afer, 3382 nucleotides long. It is a transcript of the gene ZBTB11, whose product is annotated as zinc finger and BTB domain containing 11. Gene Ontology annotation, molecular function: protein binding. Gene Ontology annotation, biological process: negative regulation of transcription by RNA polymerase II; regulation of cytokine production; regulation of immune system process. Lineage: Eukaryota; Metazoa; Chordata; Mammalia; Tubulidentata; Orycteropodidae. The record is from RefSeq and is a predicted model, not a curated record.
GUCAGUCGCCAGCGGAUCCCGCGCGCUGGAGAAGUGCAGUUCCCCUUGGUUACCAACUCUUCCGUUCUUCCUUCGCGCUGCGGGCGCCGUCGAAAAAGGCUCACCAAAGGCGCAGUCAUUUCUUCGAUAGUGCCCGCCGCUGCUACUGUGCAUUCCCCCGGAGCUAGCGCGCUGUCUUCUUCCCCAGCCACUGACAGGCGCCCUUAGGGAGCCGCCAUCCGCGAUGUCAAGCGAGGAAAGCUACCGAGCCAUCCUACGAUACCUGACAAACGAUCGCGAGCCAUACGCUCCCGGCACCGAGGGCAAUGUCAAGCGUAAGAUCCGCAAGGCGGCGGCCUGCUACGUGGUGCGCGGCGGAACCCUGUACUAUCAGCGGCGGCAGCGGCACCGUAAGACCUUCGCGGAGCUGGAGGUGGUACUGCAGCCCGAGCGGCGCCUGGGGCUCAUCGAGGCGGCGCACCUGGGCCCGGGCGGCACUCAUCACACCCGGCAUCAGACCUGGCAUGACUUGUCCAAGACGUACUGGUGGCGAGGUAUAUUAAAGCAAGUGAAAGAUUACAUUAAGCAGUGUAGCAAAUGUCAGGAGAAACUAGAUCGUUCCCGUCCGAUAUCAGAUGCUUCAGAAAUGUUGGAGGAAUUGGGGCUAGACCUUGAGUCUGGAGAAGAAAGUAAUGAAUCAGAGGAUGACCUGAGCAAUUUUACUUCACCUCCAACUACAGCUUCUAAGCCUGUGAAAAAGAAGCCGGUAUCCAAACAUGAACUUGUAUUUGUUGACACCAAAGGUGUGGUAAAACGAUCUUCUCCAAAACACUGUCAGGCUGUCUUAAAACAACUGAAUGAACAGAGACUUUCCAACCAGUUCUGUGAUGUUACUUUGUUAAUUGAAGGAGAAGAGUACAAAGCUCAUAAAUCCGUUUUGUCAGCUAACAGUGAAUAUUUUCGAGAUCUUUUUAUUGAGAAAGGAGCCGUUUCUGGUCAUGAGGCUGUGGUGGAUCUUUCUGGUUUUUGUAAGGCAAGUUUCCUUCCUUUACUAGAAUUUGCCUAUACUUCUGUGCUAAGUUUUGACUUCUGUAGCAUGGCUGAUGUAGCCAUCUUGGCUCGUCAUCUUUUUAUGUCAGAAGUUUUAGAAAUCUGUGAAAGCGUACAUAAACUAAUGGAAGAGAAGCAGCUAACAGUAUAUAAAAAGGGUGAAGUACAAACAGUUGCAUCUACCCAGGACUUACCAGAACAGAAUGGAGGAACGGCACCUUCUGUGGCUAGCAGUGGGGGAACUACAACAACUUUAUCUACUGAACUUGGGGAUUGUGAAAUUGUACUACUAGUAAAUGGAGAAUUGCCAGAAGCUGAGCAAAAUGGAGAGUUAAGACAGAUUGAGCCCCAGGUUUCUUCAAUGGCUGAAGCUUCUCUGUCUUCUGUCGGAUGUAUCACUGAUUCCCAUCCAGAAAUAAAAAUUGUUGAUAUAGCAACAAAAAACAACCAGACGGAACAAGAAACUUCAAACAGCAGAGAAGACACCACAGUUUCAAAUACUUGUCCUGAACUUUCAAAAGAAAAUGUAGUCAGUAACUCCCUAGAGAACAGUGAUACAGGAAACGAUACAUCACCUGAGGAUAUUUGUGCUGAGGAGAUUCCAGAACAUAGACAGAACCUUGCACAACCUUUAAAAGAUGAAGAAGAUCUAGUUGUGCCAACAGCAAAGGCAGACCUUGGCCUUGAUGGUGAUACCUACAGAAGCAGGCUUCGGCAGCGUUCUGUUAGUGAAGGAGGAUAUAUCAGACUACACAAGGGAAUGGAGAAAAAGCUGCAGAAACGGAAAGCUGUUCCCAAGUCAGCAGUUCAACAGGUAGCCCAGAAAUUAGUUCAAAGAGGAAAAAAGAUGAAACAGCCAAAAAGGGAAGCUAAAGAGAACACUGAAGAAGCAUCCCAUAAAUGUAGGGAAUGUGGGAUGGUUUUUCAGAGACGGUAUGCCCUUAUAAUGCACACACUGAAACAUGAAAGAGCUAGAGAUUAUAAAUGUCCGUUAUGUAAAAAACAAUUUCAGUACAGUGCUUCCUUGAGAGCACACCUUAUUCGACAUACCAGAAAAGACGCACCCACUUCAUCCUCUUCCACUUCCACAUCUAAUGAAGCAUCGGGAACAUCAUCUGAGAAGGGCAGAACCAAACGAGAGUUUAUAUGUUCCAUAUGUGGAAGGACAUUACCGAAAUUAUAUUCUCUUCGAAUACAUAUGUUAAAGCACACAGGUGUGAAGCCACAUGCAUGCCAGGUCUGUGGAAAGACUUUCAUCUAUAAACAUGGUCUGAAAUUACACCAGAGUCUCCACCAAUCACAAAAGCAGUUCCAGUGUGAACUAUGUGUUAAGUCAUUUGUUACCAAACGAAGUCUUCAAGAACAUACGAGUAUUCACACAGGAGAGUCCAAGUACCUUUGCUCAGUUUGUGGGAAGUCUUUUCACAGGGGCUCUGGACUUAGCAAGCACUUAAAGAAACACCAGCCAAAGCCUGAGAUACGAGGCUAUCAUUGUACUCAAUGUGAAAAAAGUUUCUUUGAGGCUAGAGAUCUUCGCCAGCACAUGAAUAAGCAUCUUGGUGUGAAGCCAUUCCAGUGCCAGUUUUGUGAUAAGUGCUAUAGUUGGAAGAAAGAUUGGUAUUCCCAUGUGAAGUCUCAUUCUGUCACUGAACCUUACAGGUGUAAUAUAUGUGGUAAAGAAUUUUAUGAAAAAGCAUUGUUCAGAAGGCACGUAAAAAAAGCUACCCAUGGGAAAAAAGGAAGAGCAAAGCAAAACCUGGAACGAAUAUGUGAACAAUGUGGAAGAAAAUUCACUCAACUGAGAGAGUAUAGGAGACACAUGAACAAUCAUGAUGGAGUUAAGCCAUUUGAGUGCUUAACAUGUGGAGUAGCUUGGGCUGAUGCCCGAUCUCUAAAACGCCAUGUCAGAACACAUACUGGUGAGCGGCCCUAUGUCUGUCCUGUAUGUAGUGAAGCCUAUAUCGAUGCGCGAACACUCCGCAAACAUAUGACUAAAUUCCACAGAGAUUAUGUGCCUUGCAAAAUUAUGUUGGAAAAAGACACACUUCAGUUUCAUAACCAAGGAACUCAAGUAGAGCAUGCUGUUAGCAUCUUAACAGCAGACAUGCAGGAACAAGAAAGCAGUGGUUCUCAAGAAAUUGAGACUGUAGUAGUGACAGGAGAAACUAUGGAGGCUCUGGAAGCUGUUGCAGCUACUGAGGAGUGCCCAUCGGUAUCUACACUUUCUGACCAAAGUAUUAUGCAAGUGGUUAAUUAUGUAUUGGCACAGCAGCAAGGACAGAAGCUUUCUGAAGUUGCAGAAGCUAUUCAGACUGUUGAAGUAGAAGUGGCACAUAUUGCAGAAGCAGAAUAA